AUGGAGGCGCAGACCCGCUUCGUUGUUACCGCCUGGCGCGAUCCCCAGGACUUGCUGCAGCUGCGACAGGACUUGUAUAGUUCUGAGAUGGGGAGGCGGGGGCGCGGUGUUGGUAAGGUCUGUGCCUGGCGAGUACGCAAGCCAGAGGGAUUGCCGUUGCUGCUGGAGGCGACGGCGGAUCUGGUGGAUGUUGGGGUGCAAGAGGAGGGGAAGGGGUUGGGGCGGAAUGCGGUGCGGUUGUUGUAUGCGAGUGCGGUUGCGAGUUCUUCUCUUCUCUCUGGUCUAGACUGCAUCCCCCGACUAUCACUCCGCCACAUCAGCCAAACGUCACCUAUCAAGGUCCAUCAGGCAGGUACUAAUCCGCCCAGAUUCGUCACGGGCCUAGCAGACACCCAGAUUGACCUGAUACGCGAUCGCCCGUCAUGGUUCCCACCCGGCAAAUCACUCCAGCUUCCCCUUGCUCUACUCGAAGUCCGCCACCGCAUCGUCCAUCGCCAUCUCCCCUCCCUGGCUGAACUCAAGCGUGCUGCAAAGAAAAGCCUCGAGUGGCUAUGGGCAUGGUACUGGAGCCAACUCGACCACGCCUUUUCUCUUUCUCCCCCUCUCGUCGACGACGGCGAAAUCGAGAGCCUGGAGUCGGUCAAGCAGCGCUUACAAAGCCUCCUAAAGACGUACGUCAAGGAAAGAAAAACCGCAAUCAAGACGAGGAAAACAGGCCUCAACGCCGCAGAAAACGCCCUCUCCAUAUACACCCUUCGCUUCAGCGGCCCUCACAACGCCGCACCACCCCCACGCAUCCGAGACAUUCUCCUCGACCUCCUCGUCAAUAACAAAAUGAUGCUUCCCACCGAUAAGAAACUCGGAACCACCAUGUCCGGCGCCUUCCUCAUCUGGACCCCCUUCCUCCUCCGUUUCUGCUCCCCUCCUGACCCGCCCUCUCCCACAACACCAAUCAUCCCCCUCCCAACCCUCCUCACCCACCUCCUCCACACCAUGAACACCCCCUCCCCUACUCCACCACACACCCCCACCCCACCAGACCUCGACCCCGUCCGCGAGGCCCUACACGACUGGAUCCUGCACCUCCUCAGCGCCCCCGAAUGCGCGCCCCUGCGUGCACCCUCCAGCGAGAAAAAACUCCUCGAACACAUCCUGGUCGAGUGUUUCUCCGCCCCGAGUUUCUGGAACCUCAGACUGGCGCGGAGUAUACUGCGGCAUGCAGACUGGCGGGGCAAGGGCAUCUGGAGCGAGCUUUUAGAUGCUGCAGAGGCGGAUGCGAGUGUUGGGGGUAACGUCGACGCCGCUGUUGAAAUGGAUAUCGAGGCUGCUGAGGAGACUGGACGGCUUCAAGACGCCGGGUAUAAUGUCGCCGGUUCUGAUCAGAGCGAAACACAAAGCGAAAGGAUGUCUGGUCCGACUAAGGUUCUUGGUCUUUGGAAUCCUACGCCUAUUGGUUGGAUGCCUGUGGGCUUGGAGCCUGAUGAGUAG
Plenodomus lingam JN3 is the source of this 1488-nucleotide messenger RNA. NCBI's taxonomy places the organism in Eukaryota, Fungi, Ascomycota, Dothideomycetes, Pleosporales, Leptosphaeriaceae. The record is from RefSeq and is a predicted model, not a curated record.